UACCGGUAUCUUGGGAACGUAGUGUGAAAUAUGUCUCCGAUUCUUAUGGAUUGGCGCUUUGAGCCAUGAAAAGCAGCCAUAUCGAUUGAGAUUUACACGGGACAGACCUGGGAAUGGUCAGGCAGCUGGGGCCUGAAGUGACAGCCGAUACUUACGUGCAUGUAAACCAUUGAAGCAAAGAAAAAACAAACUGCUGGAGGAACUCGGAGCAUCUGCAGUCUCUCGUGUGAACCAAUGAACGCGGACGAAGCGUUGUGAAACGCAGACCAUUAGCAAGGAAUUUGAAAGCAUCAAAGUUCAGGGUCUGAAUUGAUAACCGAAAGAAAUGUCUGAGCACUCCUUACGCUUCCCCAACACCUCGGAGGCUGCGGAAUGAUUUGGAAACAAGCUCUGCAUUUUGAACACGUCUCCGACAGGCAUCCCGCACAGGGACGGAGAGCUGCAAAAUAAAUCGGAGUGAGCGAGGACAAUAACAAAAGAGUGAUGGUCGGAGGUGGAGCUGCAGGCUGAGGUCGGAGUGACGAUCCCGGGGCGGAGCUGCACAAAGGGACCAUUCAGAGGCUCAGAGCCGUGCGCUGCCCCUUAUCGCCGCCACUCGACUGAGUAUUGACACCGAGGACGAAGCUUGGGCUGUGGUGGCAACAUGACAAGCAACAAAUGUGAUGUGAUUGUCAUCGGUGGCGGCAUCUCAGGUCUUUCAGCAGCCAAAUUGCUGAUAGAAUCUGGGCAGAAGGUGGUGGUACUGGAGGCCCGAGACAGGGUUGGAGGACGGACUUUCACAUCCAGAAAUAAAAAUGUAAAAUAUGUGGACCUGGGCGGAGCUUAUGUGGGUCCAACUCAAAAUCGAAUCCUACGUCUGUCAAAAGAAAUGGGUCUGGAAACCUAUAAAGUUAAUGAGGUUGAGCAGUUAGUUCACUACGUGAAGGGAAAAUCCUAUCCUUUCAAGGGACCAUUUCCACCGAUGUGGAAUCCACUUGCCUACAUGGAUUACAACAAUCUUUGGAGAACCCUGGAUGACAUGGGAAAGGAGAUCCCAGUUGAAGCUCCUUGGAAAGCACCCCAAGCUGAACAAUGGGACAAAAUAACGAUGCAACAGUUGAUUGAUAAACUUUGUUGGACUAAGGUUGCCAAGCACUUUGCUACACUCUUUGUAAAUGUAAAUGUCACCUCUGAACCACAUGAAGUCUCUGCUCUCUGGUUCCUGUGGUACGUCAAACAGUGUGGUGGGACAACGCGCAUAUUUUCGACAACCAAUGGGGGUCAGGAGAGAAAAUUUGUUGGUGGAUCUGGCCAGAUCUGUGAACAAUUAAUGAUCCGCCUUGGAGAUUGUGUGAAGCUACAGAAGCCUGUGAUCCGGAUUGAUCAAACACAAGACACAGUGGUCGUGGAGACUCUUGAACAUGAGAUGUUUGAGGCAAAAUAUAUCAUCAGUGCCAUUCCACCAGCACUCAGUCCUGAAGAUUCAUUACAACCACCCCUUCCACCUCUGCGAAACCAGCUUAUCCAACGUGUUCCCAUGGGAUGUGUGAUCAAAUGUAUGGUAUACUACAAAGAAAACUUCUGGAGGAAGAAAAACUAUUGUGGAAGCAUGAUCAUUCAAGAUGAGGAAUCUCCUAUUGGCCUUACCCUGGAUGACAGCAAACCAGACGGCUCAUUUCCUGCUAUCAUUGGAUUCAUCCUUGCUCGUAAAGCACGGCGCCUGAUAAAUCUCACAAAAGAAGAGAGGAUGCAGAAGAUCUGCAAGAUUUAUGCCAAGGUUCUUGAAUCUGAGGAGGCAUUACAUCCCAUCCAUUAUGAAGAAAAGAACUGGUGUGAAGAGCAGUAUUCAGGUGGAUGUUACACUGCAUACUUCCCUCCAGGAAUUAUGACUCAGUAUGGAAAAAUCCUGAGACAGCCAUUUCAGAAGAUCUACUUUGCUGGCACUGAGACAGCCACUGAGUGGAGUGGAUACAUGGAAGGUGCUGUGCAGGCUGGGGAGAGAGCAGCCCGAGAGAUCUUGCAUGAGAUGGGGAAAAUUUCAGAAAGUGACAUCUGGCAGUCUGAACCUACUUCUUUGGAUGUUCCUGGAUUCCCAAUCAAGCCAACUUUCUGGGAGAGAAACUUGCCUUCGGUUUCAGCAUGUAUCAAGCUUUUUGGAUGGUCAGCAUUCCUCACUUCUGCAGCUGCUGUAGGGGUCUUUGUGUAUAAAAAGGGACUCCUGAGAAAGAAUUAAGUUGGAAAUACUUUGACAGUGAACCUGUCAGCACAACCUUACUGCACACUCUCACUGUCAACAUCAUGUCACCUAUGCUAAUCUAAAAUAUUUCUGCUGUACUGAUCUAAUACAAUGAUUUAGUUUUCUAUUAGGAAAACUGCAGAUGAAUCAUUGUUUGCAAGCUUUCCACAAAUGUUACAUUAACCUACUGGGAUAUAAUAAGGAUUAACAGAACAAUACUGAUUAUGGGAAUCUCAGAUUUUGCAUGUAUUGUUUAUCUUUUGAUAUGACUUAAUUUUACCUAAUUUAAUGUUUUAAAACAAAUUUUUGAUUCUGGAAGAAGUCUUUACCUUUUCUGGACAGCAAUUCCUUGAUUACAUUCUUAGUUAAUGUGCUCAUUGUUUUAAUUCAUACAUUUUGCCUAUAAUUGUUUACAGAUGCUUAGUCUGAUCACAGAAGCUGUUGCAUAAAUGUGUUGAAUUCAGUGACAUUAAAACACCAACAGUUCUCAUUAUUAUCCAACUAUUUUAGAUAGAAUGCCUUUUUAAAUUCCUGAAUUAUAUUUAAUGCCUCAAAAAUAUGUAGACAAAUAUCUAAUUUCCAGUUUAAAAAAAAUUGAGGGAUGAAUUAUGGCAGGAGGCAUUGCACAGGAAUUGUAUUCUUUCAACUUAAGAAAUUCUCCACUUCAUCUGUGAAAAUCUGAUCAGCUCAGUCAGUAAAUUUUAGGCAGUUCAGGCAUCACUUUUAUUUGCACUUCCUUGAGGAAUUUGCAUAAAAAUCAUUGUUCAUAUUUUAUGUGUUAAUGGCAUAGAUUUGCAAUUAUAUUGAUUAAAAUAACAUAAAAUGGUAACUUUAACACUAUAAAAAGGAUGGUACAGAUUUUAUUUAUAUUCAACAACCAAUCGUGUUCCUUAGCUUCACAUAUCUUUAAUCCAGAGUCAGAUUUUGUUCAAAUCAUUACCGAAAUGGACAAAUGAGAGCCUUAUGCUGAUGUCAUCCUGCACGUUUGAAACUUGAGAAUCAGAAGGGAAAUGUUGAUAGAUUUAAUUUUAACUUCCUGGUUUGUGUUUAUGGAUGAAAAAACAUCUUGGAACUUCUUAUAUCUGCAUUUUCAAAUUUUCAUCUUUAUUUAGGUUUCCUUAUAUUAAUGAAAAUAAAGCUGACAUUAAGUAUACCAACAUAAAUUUACUUAAAUAUCUGAAUUCUGACUACAUCCUAAUUCUUUUCCCUUCUGCUCGUUCAUUUGUGAAGCAAGGUUUUUAUACCACUGACUUAUUAAUUAAUGCUAAUAAUUGGAAAUUGAGAUAUAAUAAGAAAUUAUGAUAAAAUUCUGGAUCUAGAUUUAUAAUACAACAGCUGAAGCAGUUAAUUUCCAAGAAGUUGCAUUACAAUCAAAUGUAUAUGAUAAUGAGUCCAAAAUGUUAUGAGUACAUGUUAAACAUCAAUGUGAGUUCAGUGUAAUUGUGCUAAAGCAGAUAUGGAAAUACGGUGAUGGAUAGUGCAACUUGAGUAUCAGUGUCUGUGGCAAAAUCAGUAUAUUUGAACAUUCUACAGUGAUGCUGAUAUUGUCUCUUUUUCAAAGACUUUGUGAGUUUAGUCUCUGUGCCUUAUCCCUUUGUGGUGUUUUCUUUUCUCAAGUGCCUAUGUGGCUGUGUCUUCAAUGUGCACAUUUUCAAGCUGUAACAUUUAAAAGUUUUAUAAUGUUACUUGUAAAAUUGUACUUCUGCACUGGUACACAGACAAUGUGAAAUUUGCUAUCACCUGUAAUGCGCUGAUAGAUAAACUGGUCAGUGUUUUGUUUGAAUCACAUCCAUUACUCAUGUUAAUAUCUCUGUCUCUAAAUGGAGCUAAUUUCAUACAGAAAUCCUGAUAAAUACAGAAAGGCUUAGGUGGGUCACAUCUUAUUGCUCUGUAGAAUGUUAAUGGAAAAUGCAAGGAAAUUUAAGAAGUAACAAAUAACUCGUGCUAGCAGGGUUAGCAAUAGAUGAUGACAUACGGUACUUUUAAAAAUCAAACAUAUGCUGUCAUUGUCUUUUUCAACAAAUCCAGUAUUUUAAAUCAAUCUUGUGCUUAUAUGAAAUGAAAUGAAUACUGUUGGUUACUGAUCUGGUAAUAAAACUGAUGUGAAAAAAUUA
Molecule: messenger RNA, 4329 nt
Organism: Pristis pectinata (smalltooth sawfish)
Lineage: Eukaryota; Metazoa; Chordata; Chondrichthyes; Rhinopristiformes; Pristidae
Gene: maoa
Product: monoamine oxidase
Exons: 15
Coding region: 644-2212 (522 amino acids)
Molecular function (GO): oxidoreductase activity
Source: RefSeq, a predicted model, not a curated record